This is a messenger RNA of Acyrthosiphon pisum (pea aphid), 1263 nucleotides long. Its product is annotated as tigger transposable element-derived protein 4-like. Lineage: Eukaryota; Metazoa; Arthropoda; Insecta; Hemiptera; Aphididae. Gene Ontology annotation, cellular component: nucleus. The transcript is spliced from 4 exons. Gene Ontology annotation, molecular function: DNA binding. The record is from RefSeq and is a predicted model, not a curated record. Bases 1 to 1263 code for a protein of 420 amino acids.
AUGACGUCCAAAAAUAAAUGUUUAACACUAAAUGAAAAAAUUAAACUAAUUGAGUCAAGUGAAAAAGAUAAAUUAACAGUAAAACAAAUUUGUGAACUUUUCAAAUGUGGAAAAAGUCAAGUGUAUAAUAUAUUAAAACAAAAAAAUGAAAUAAAAGAACAAUGGAUGAAUGGAAAUGGGCGAAUGAAAAGAAAACCAAAAUCCAACGCUAAUGAAGAAAUUAAUAAUUUGACUUGGGAGUGGUUUGUAAGUGCUAGAGCAAAAAAUAUACCAAUUUCUGGACCAAUUAUACAGACUAAAGCACGCCAAAUUGCUGAACAAAUGUCAGUCACCGAAUUUAAAGCAUCGAAUGGCUGGUUGGAAAGUUUUAAAAAUCGACAUAAUAUUGUUUGGCAUCAAAUUUGCGUGAAAAGUGAAGAGUGUAAAGGUGGUAAGCUUUCCAAAGAACGUUUAACGGUAUUUUUAUGUGCUAACAUGGAAGGAGAAUUUGAAAAACCUCUAGUUAUAGGCAAAGCACAAAAACCCAGAUGCUUCAAAAAUGUAGAUCCGACAAAAUUUCCCAUAAUUUGGCGAGCUAAUAAUAAAGCAUGGAUGACUGGAACGUGGCUUCCAGCUAACACGACAUCACUUACCCAACCAAUGGACCAAGGAAUUAUUUAUUCGAUUAAAGUAAAUUAUCGUAAAAUGGUUUUACAAUCGUUAUUAGCAAGUAUGGAUAGCAUAAAAAGUGUUAAUGAAUUGUCAAAUAAAAUUAAUGUACUAGAUGCAAUUUAUUGGUUGAAUAAAUCUGUAAACUUAAUAAAACCAGAUACAGUCAAAAAAUGUUUCAUAAAAGCCGGGUUUAAUUUAGUUUUGGACCAGCCAACAGAUGCCAUUAACGAUAACGAUAACGAUUUUAAAUUGCUAUGUUCUACAUUAAAUGAAAAAGUAGAUAGUGAUGAAUAUGUUAACAUCGAUAAGCAUUUAUGUACUAAUGAUACUGAUAUUAUUACUGAUACUACAGUGAAACGUUGCACUUCAAUAGACGUUGAACAAUCCAGUUCCGAAGACGAAACAGAUAAUGUACCAUUGCACGGCAAUGAUAUUAAAACGUAUAAGAACGCCCUCCAUGAAAUAAAACGAUUAGAAAUGUUCGCAUUGGAUCAAAAUAAUGAAAAUGAACUUCUUGAAUCAAUUCUGAACUUGAAAAAUUUAGUAGAAAAGAAAAUGGCAAGUCAAAUAACAAAACAAAAAACAUUGGAUGAAUUUUGGAGUAAGGAUUAA